AUGAGAAUACCAUCAUCAUUGUUUUCAAGAAUCCCAACUACUUUUUAUAAACACUACAACCAACUCCUCUCCUCUAACCUUUUCACCUCCCGUAAUCCCACAACCCUUUGGGCUAUCAAGGCAUCCACCGCCGCAGCCGCCGCCACCACCACCACCACCAGUGGUCGCCGCCAACAUCACAACCAGAAGAUUGUAGUGAUAAUGGGUCCAACUGGGUGUGGCAAAUCAAAGCUGUCAAUAGACCUCGCCACUCGAUUUUUCCCUUCGGAAAUCAUCAACUCGGACAAAAUACAAGUCUACAAUGGCCUCGACAUCACAACCAACAAAAUCCCAAUACGACAGCGUUUUGGAGUCCCCCACCACCUCCUGGGUGAGUUUAACCCGUCCGAAUCACAACCCGAGUUCGCACCCUCUGAUUUUCGCCCACUCGCCUCCUCCACCAUCUCUUCCGUCAUUUCUCGUCGUAAACUACCCCUUGUCGUGGGUGGGUCCAACUCAUUCAUUUACGCCCUCCUUGCCAAACGAUUCAACCCAAGCUUGGACGUGUUUGACCCCGAGUUAUACCCAGUUAAUCCCGUCUGUACCGAGUUACGUUAUAACUGUUGUUUUCUUUGGGUAGAUGUUUCUCCACCCGUGUUGAGUCAAUAUUUGUGUGAGCGAGUCGAUGAAAUGUUUGACUCGGGCAUGUUUGAAGAGUUAGAAGACUUUUAUACAUCGGGCGAGGUUGACUCAGUGAGUCAGUCAGGUUUGAAGAAGGCCAUAGGUGUGCCCGAGUUCGAGAUAUAUUUCAAGAGAUUCGGGUCCCGUACGACGCGCACGGAUCCGCAGGUGCAUGAUGUGUACGAGGAAGCUAUUAAGUUGAUCAAAGAUAACACGUGUCAACUGGCUAAGAGGCAACUGUGGAAGAUCCAACGGCUGAGAGAUGCUGGUUGGGACCUACGUAGAAUAGAUGCCACGGAGGCGUUCAGGGCGGCGAUGGGGGUGUCGGGUUCAGAUUCCGGCAGCAGGAGGGUGUCAGACAUUUGGGAGAGGCAAGUUGUUGAACCAAGCGUGAAGAUUGUGAAGAAGUUCUCGGGGGAUUAG
Molecule: messenger RNA, 1083 nt
Organism: Ilex paraguariensis (yerba mate)
Lineage: Eukaryota; Viridiplantae; Streptophyta; Magnoliopsida; Aquifoliales; Aquifoliaceae
Source: the annotation of a GenBank genome assembly